CUAACAUAUGUUGUUGUUUUUGACUUAAUAAAAUUUGCUGUUAUAACAUCGAAUUAAUUUCAGUCAAAUGUCCGAUUUUGAGUUGUUAGUUUUAAAAAUCUGGUUCCGUAAAGAAAUUUUCUGCCGGACGUCGAAACUUGACUGACGUCGAAAGACGCUGAACAAAUACCUCAUCUGUCAUAACGUGUAAAAGAGGCCAGACCGCUUCCUGACUCUGUCAAAUGUAUUUAUAAAUACAACUCCGAUUUGGUUUCAGAUGGCGAUGUAUGACAAAGAGCCUUUGCUGGACAUAGAAUCUGGGCAGUGUCCAGGGUGCCACCAGGACUUCACAUUGGGCACCGAUGGAACUCCAACAUACCUCUCCUGUGGUCACUCUGUUUGCUUCAAGUGCAUCCAGAUAGAGUGGUGUAAAUCUGUAUCAGAGGAUGCAGACGUGAUCACUUGUCCGAUAUGCACCGACCAGAUACUCAUCUGCUUUGAUAAAGAGGCACCCAUGAAAAUUGAGGAACAACCUUUAGAAUCUGCAAGAAAUAACAUGACUGAUGUUCUAAGGAAGGCACAGAUGGACAACCAGAUUUCAGCAAGCCUUUCCGACAGUCAUACAAAUCCAGGCUGCAGAGAUGUUUUAAUCAGCCAGACAACAAACAAGUGUAGUUCACAUUUAAAUCCAACUUUGUCUGAUUCUGAUAUGGUGCAUAUGGAUUCAGAAAUAUCUUUGCCUAUCCUUGAUGGCCCAGAGAACAAGUGCCCCAAGGCUUGGACUUUGGAUGUGAUGAACCUUCAAGCUCUGCUUGAAAAAGAGACUGGUAUUUCCGGUUUAACACAACAUAUCAGCCAAGACAGUAUGUUCAGUGACCAUGGAGACAGUGAUAUUGGCACUGUACAGGAUCUUCUUAAGCUCGUGAACAUUCCAGGAGAAUCACUAUUUGAGGAUAAUAGUCUCAGUAAUUUAGAAACACACCCUCUUAUGGAUGAAACUUCAAAUUCCUCCAGUUUGAAAAAUUCAUUAUCAAGCUUUGAAUUAUCUGAGCUGUCACAAUUUCUUCAACCCCAUCCAGGGUCCUACAGCUGGCAGAUGCCAUCUUCAAAUCUGAUGAAGAGGCAUCCUGAAGAUGUUGAUAUUCAUAUUGGGGAAGAAAAUGAUGAUCAUGUUACCAGUGACUUACAACCAUUCUCUGUUGACCAGAGAGGGAUAUUUGAGACGUUGGAAGGAGGUCACCACUUUGAUGGAUUUGUUCAUACACCACAGGCACAAGGGAGGAGACAAGGCCACCACAACAAAGCAAGAAAAAAGAGUGUCUUGUCUAGAGCAGUAGAUAUUGAUAGUCUCAACUUGGAAACAAUGACAGCUGUUAAUUCCAUCGAGGUUGAUAAAGCCGCAGGCAAAUCUGAAACUGAAAAAAUACCAUCAAUGAAAGAAAGUCUCUACAAAAGAUUUUAUCCAAAGUCUAGCAAGAAGCCAUUCCGUAGAGGGCCGGUUCUAAGGACACAUGACAGAAGCUAUAGCACCAUCAGGCAAGAACACUAUCAGCAAAGUAGAGAAGAAAUCGAUAUUCCAGAUAUGCAGAUGGUUAAAAUAGUAUCUGAUGUACAGAUCCCAGAGGAAGAAGAGCCUGCUCCACCAGAAAUGGAAGAAACCAGUCGGCACAAUUAUGGAUAUGUCAAGAACUCCAUGCUCCCCAAUGGAAAUGAAAUAAAGAACCUCUAUGUUGUUCCUAAAACUUGGCUAAACAAUGAUGAAGUUGAGGUACAAUUUACACCAACAGAAUCAGACAGUGCUGAGCCCUACCAAGCAGAAUGCUCAAUGCAACCAGAGCAUGACAUGCAGAAUCUAUCAGCUGCUGUUGCAUACCCAAUGACAUGUAUCAUGCCCUCACAGCAUUCUCUACUGCAGCCAUUUUCAAGACAACAGAUUACCAUACCGAAAGUAUCACGUACAAAGCGAGACACAUCCAAAUCUAAGUCAACUGUGGGUCACACUGUCCCUGUUUCAAAGCCUGUUAGGAUAUGUCCAAAGGAAUCUGAGGACGAAGCAGAUGUAAAGUCACUCCAGUUCACAAGCCUACCUGGGACUGAUGAUUUGAUUUCAGGGGAGAGUCCAUUUGAAACGGAGAUGGUACAUGUUCGCUAUGAAAUAAAUGAUGGACAAAUAGUUUUUAUUCCAGAGCCGGCUGAAGGGUCAUCCAGUAAUGAUACAGUUGCAACUGAAAGAUAUUGUGACAAGGAACAAGGGCCACUGCUUAUACUUACAGUACAGGACAGUGAAUCAUCUGAUGGUGAGAAAUGCAAAACUGAAGACAGGAAUGACAGUGCCAAAAGCUCAGAAAUCCAGGGAUCUCUCGGGGAAGAGAAACCAGAUAAACAUAUAAUCACAAAAUCAAUCAUUCAGCCAAAUUGUUUUGAAUCAACGACACUGCAAGAAGAAAGUGUGAAAAUCAAAGACAAUAUUCAAGAUUUACAAGAUUUAUGCAUUCAAACUACACCAACCACAAAGAUUGCAGAGAGUGUACACAGUUCUGUUUCCAUUGUGCCCUCUGCAAGCAGUUCUUCUGAGAGUUGUCAGAGAGCAUUCAGCUCACCAGAGUCGAUUACACCUGAGGACAUUCUGGGGUGGCACAUGUCUCACAACAACAGCAGAAACAGUUCAAGAUGUGAACUGAGUUCAAGGAAUGAAAACCAUAUCAUAUCCCAGGGAUGCAGUGAUACCAAUUUGCAUGAUUCAGUGUCACCCUGUCAUGGUAAAAUGGUGGAUCAUUCCCAAGAUCUCAUAUUCAAUGAAGAUAUAACAUUUGAUUCUGGUGAACAGCGACCACCCUCGAUUGGGGAUGAUGAAUGUUCACUGAAACUUUAUAAAGACACUAAUGUGUCAGUGUACAAUCAAACAGUUGGUAAUAAUUUGGAUCUGUCUUCUACUGCAUCCUGUUCACUGCAAACUUGCACAGAUGGUGUUGAUUAUGGGAGUCCUCCUGAGCUGGAAAGAAUGGUCAAAUUACCCCUCCCUAAAGAAACAGACAGGGAAGAUGAUAAAGAAACAAAAUCGAUCCUUGGGUGUGUCAGCUCUACAAAAGUUUCAAGUAGUGAGAUAUUUAAUGAGGUACAACUAAGCAGACAGAAUGAAAUGACACCACCUCGUGUCAAAGCAGAAAAGAGACAAUUAGAAAUCAUACUUGAAAAACUAGCUGGUCUAAGCAAUGGGAAAGAUGUCACAUCAGAUAUGAACGAUCUCAGCUAUCAAAUUGGGAAGUUGAAUGAGAUCAACCAAAAGUUCUUUGUGCACACUGAAUUAUCCUUCUACAACCAUCAAAGCAAAAAGAUAUAUGAUAUGAUAAUAUAUCAAGUUUCGUCACUGAUUGCUUGUGAAAAGUCAGUGCAGUGUUUUGAAGAUAAUGCUGAUAUUUUAGGCAAAGAAACAGAAAAGGAGAUGUGUACCCAGAGAUACUUGUUUAAACAAGUUGUCAAGCAAGGAAUUGGUUUUAUCACUGAGCUGGUAAGCGAAUAUGAGAGGGUCCUAGACAAGUCGUCAACUGAUGGUAAUGAGCUGGAAGUCAGUAGCUCAGGACUGAAGGAUCUUGCUGCAUGUGAAGAUGAGGACUCGAAUACAGAUGGUGAUGGAAAUGGAAAUGCAGAUAGGGAUGGAAAUCUAGAUGGACCUCACAAUGGAACAACAGAUAGACAUCUAAAUGGAGAUGCAGUCUGUGUACCUGAGACAGAUGAAAGGGUAGCUGUAACUACUAAUUCACAUUGGCAAGAUGACAUCAGUUAUCCGGAUCGUUUUGAACUGAAGCCUAAAAAACAUUUACUUCUAACAACAGAGUUAUUUGAUGAAAGGUCACCAGAGCCACAAAAUAAUGAAUUGAAUUCACUACAAACAAAUGAGGAAAGUGUGCCAUUAUUAUCAGUGAUAUCAGACAGAAUUCCUCAGGAAAGACAGGGUUUACCACUUGAAGAGUCCACCUCAGAGAUGAGCCUGACAAACCAUGUGUCAGACAUUGCCCUAAAUGUUGAGAUUGGGAACGCAUCUAGCAAUGAAUCAGUCCUUCCAUCUCUGUCAGAUGUGAUGAGAACUCAUAACCACCAAGACAAGAAGGAUACUCCUGAAGAGACAGGACAAGAGAUUGUCACAUUGCAGGAUGAUAGCAAAAAUUUGUAUCCUCAGUAUUUCGGAGAAGACAAGGACAAUUCGGAUAGUAGUGAAGAUGAAAAUGAAGAUGAUGAUGAAGCCGAAGAAAAUCUUGCAGUCAGCUCUCCGGUACAGAAACAGCAGAACAAAGGGCGGAAGAGAAAGAUGCAAAGCCUAGAUGAAAAUGAUUUAGACUCGAAAAGGUCAAAGCCAAGGUCAAACUGGAAAGCAGAAAGUGGGUCAACACCUAAAAGGCAGAGGCAGAAAAGUGGCAGCCAGGCUCCACAUACAUCUUCCAAGUCUCCCGCUUCAAAUGCUGUGAAGGGAAAGAAGAAGAAGGUGAAGAAGAAAGACAUAUAUGCAUCUUCUUCAGAGGAAGUUAUACCUCCUCCAAUAAAGCGAGGCUUCCAGUACACUGAUGCAUGUUUCAAGGUUUUCAACACUGUGUACAAUCACGAGGGAAGUGACCCCUUCUGCAAGGAGAUCAAAUCUAAAGAUGUCCCUGACUACUACAAGGUGGUCAAGCGUGCCAUGUGGCUAGAUCUCAUUGCCCACAAGUUGAGGUCAAGUAGGUACGAGCGUCUUGAAGACUAUGUGGCCGACAUGAGGCUCGUCUUCAUGAAUAGCCAUCGCUUUAAUAAGGAAAACACAGAAGUCUAUGAGUCCGGUAUCACAUGUGAGAAACUGUUUGAGAAGAAAUUAGCGGAACAGUUCCCGGACAAACAGCUCUAAGAGUGGAACGGUUACUGUCCCGGGUACGUAUCGGUCAAGCAAUGGCAUAACCAAGACUUCACUUGUAAUGGUCAAGCUUGGCCAUAAGGAAGAUAUGCAAUGGUCAGGUUGGACAUAAGGUAGACACGACGCUUUAGAAUGGGACGACCAAGCAUGGCAAGAAGAGCCAGGAGUCAGAUGAACGCGUGUGUUAUUGUACAUCCUGCAAUAAUCUCAUUCUUGAAGCUGCAACUGUUAAAAGGACUCAUUUUGAGAAGUCUUCGUUUAUGGCUGUAAAAUACAUGAGAGGCAAUUAUUCACCGAAUCGUUUUUAGAUCAACUGAUAGCGAUUUGCAGAUAUCAAAAUGCAAGAUAGGAGUGUAUAUGUACAUAAUAGACUGGAAGUAUGGUUUCUUCACGAGUUGGACACUUGUGAUAUCAACAUAUCUCAAAAUAUUAAUACUAAAAUGAUUAUUUCAAAGAAGAGUAUCACCUGAAAUUGUAUGAAAGAGUUUGAAUUUUUAUCAGUUAAUUCUUUUUAUCGCAUCGGCAAUAUACCAGCAUUAUGACGAUGGACUUUAAAAAAACGACCCACGGUUAAUAAUACAGAUUCAGUGAAGUCUAAAAUGUUUUCUUUUGAUUUUAAUAUUAUUGUUAUUAGAUCAGUUUUUAAUUAUGCUUUAGUGGUUAAAAUGCAAGUAAGUAAAUUGAUUUGUUGUCUCUGCUGUUUGUGUGUCUACGAUAACAAUUUACCGGUUUGUCAAUUUUAAAGGAAAUUAAUAUAACGCAACAUCAAACGAUACUUUCGUGUUAUAUCCAAUCAUUGACAAUGACUACAGCACACCAAGGCAUACCGAUUUAGUUCAGAUUUCCAUAAACCAUAUGGAAUAUUGUUCUGCAGUCGGAUUUUAAGGUCUUUCUGAGAGCAAAACAAUGGGUUUUUCAUGUGAAAGGAGUAGUCAUUCGUAUUAUCCACAUGCCCGACUUUUGUGUUCACCCAUGGAUGUAUUCAAGACACAAAGGGACAAGGUAUGAUUUUGAAGUGAUUACAAUGUUAUAUUCUUAACUGAUCCUUGAAGUUAACCGAAUAAGUCAAAGAUAGAUACGCCAAUGGUGUUUGUCAUUAUGCUUCAAUCAACUGGCUAUCGAUAUUGUUUUGCAUUUUGUAUUUAUGAAUAAAGUAUUCAUGUUU
Haliotis rufescens (red abalone) is the source of this 6023-nucleotide messenger RNA. RefSeq lists its product as uncharacterized. Gene Ontology annotation, molecular function: protein binding. The coding region runs from base 257 to 4852 and encodes 1531 amino acids. The record is from RefSeq and is a predicted model, not a curated record. The transcript is spliced from 9 exons. Lineage: Eukaryota; Metazoa; Mollusca; Gastropoda; Lepetellida; Haliotidae.